Molecule: messenger RNA, 15098 nt
Organism: Phyllopteryx taeniolatus (common seadragon)
Lineage: Eukaryota; Metazoa; Chordata; Actinopteri; Syngnathiformes; Syngnathidae
Gene: igsf9ba
Product: immunoglobulin superfamily, member 9Ba
Exons: 21
Coding region: 1496-5527 (1343 amino acids)
Biological process (GO): cell-cell adhesion
Molecular function (GO): protein binding
Source: RefSeq, a predicted model, not a curated record
CGAGCGCGGCGGCGGCGGCGGUGCAGGUGCUGUCUCAUCGGGGAUGCGGAUGGAAGGACGGGAGAGGGGCGAAGAAGGGACGAAGGGGGGCGAGCGCGCCUGGGAAAAGACGACACCUCAUGCGAGAAGUCGCUAAAAAAAAAAAAAAGGAGAGAGGAAAGAUAGAUAAGGAGGCGCAAGGUCGAAUAUGAGCCAUCGUGGUCGAACGAACGGGGCACUUUGCGUGGCGAUAGCUGGCUGGCAAUAGUACUAUGAUUUGGUAUGUGGCCACUCUGAUAGCAAGUGUAUUCAGCACCAGAGGAACGGCCGCUCAAGUUUUUCCCAUCCUAGUCAGUUUUUGUCACGUUUUCCCUUUUCCAACCCAUGUGAUUGCAAGUCUUUUCCCUCUGACCUUUACUUGGGCACCUGUUUGGCCAGGGACCACCGCGUGGCCAACAGAAACCUACGCCAGCGCCCAAGUAAAGGUCGUCCUCCUCUUUUUUUGUUUCCCCUGUUCCCAAGUCACUUAAUUUUUCACCAGUUCCCACACCUUGUUCCACGCCUCCAAUUAAGUCACGUCCAUCCAAACCUGGCCCCAAGCCACCUUGUUCCGUAUCCACCCGUUUUUCCUAGUUUACCUUCCAGAGUCCCUGUGCACUCUGCCCCUCUCGUUUCCUCUGCUCCCAAACCUCAAUGGCGGCAGGCUGAGGAAGCGACUGCAGAACCCAUUUCGGCAGCUGCAGCAGGCUCCCGUUCCGGCUCCUCGUCCAGCGGCCGCCACCCGACCCCGCUCCGCCGGCGCUCGUCCAGCGGCCGCCACACGACCCUGUUGCCUGGCCCCUGCAUUGCUGUUGGGUUCUGGCCCCUGCAUUGCUGUUGGGUUCGGCACCAUGGCACCAAAUGUUCUAUUCUACUGUAAUGGACAAGUGUCCCUAUACUUCUGUCCACUUAAACUUCUACAUUGAAAUAAAUAGAUUGUUGGAUUGUAUUAAUCCCAAUAAUUUUCUCAUCCUGCUAAUGAAUGCUUCCACUUUCAUUUUGUUCGUCCGGAGUGAAAUGUCAGCAUGUCCGUUGAUGCAGCACCUUAAUGAAAGUGUGGUCUAGGGGGUGGCAAACUGGGGAAAAUCCAUUCCCAGAGUGAGCGUUCUGCUGAGGCAGGUAGACCGCCGGUCAGGCCUGGUGGCAGCCAGCUAAGAUCAAUGGAAGCGCUUGGCAGCUUCUGUUCACGUACAGUGCCCACGGAGUGAGAGAGGAGCCUCGGUUUGUGACGGCGCGUGCCGGAGAGAGCGUGAUCCUGGGGUGCGACGUGUCCCCUCCCCUGGAUGGCCAGCAGCCCCCCUACGUGGUGGAGUGGUUCAAGUUUGGAGUGCCUAUUCCCUUCUUCAUCAACUUCCGCUUCUACCCUCCCCAUGUCGACCCAGAAUACACAGGUCGAGCCGCUCUGCACGGGAAGGCCUCCCUGCAGAUCGAGCCGGUGCGCUCGGAAGACCAGGGAUGGUACGAGUGCAGGGUCCUGAUGCUGGAGCAACAGUACGACACCUUCCACAACGGCAGCUGGGUGCACCUCACGGUCAACGCUCCGCCAACAUUUACAUCGACACCGCCGCAGUAUGUGGAGGCAAAGGAAGGGGGCAGCAUCCUGCUCAGCUGUUCUGCCCAGGGAAACCCCAAACCUGUGAUCAGCUGGCUGAGGGAGGGAGAGGAGCUGGCCACCAAUGCUAAAUACUCGGCACACGACGGAAGCCUGACCAUCCUCGGCAUCACCCGCGACGACAGGGGGGCGUACACAUGCAGAGCCUACAGCGACCAAGGGGAGGUGCUGCACACCACCCGUCUGCUGGUGCAAGGGCCUCCGUUCAUUGUCUCCCCACCAGAAAACAUCACCGUCAACAUAUCCCAGAAUGCACUCUUCACCUGCCAAGCCGAGGCGUAUCCUGGAAACCUGACCUACACCUGGUUCUGGGAGGAGGAGAACGUCUACUUCAAGAAUGACCUGAAAGUGCGUGUGCGCAUCCUAAUUGACGGCACCCUCAUCAUCUUCCGAGUCAAGCCGGAGGACGCCGGAAAAUACACAUGCAGCCCGAGCAACAGCCUCGGCAUCUCGCCAUCGGCGUCGGCCUCCCUGACCGUUCAGUACCCGGCCCGGGUGAUCAACAUGCCCCCGGUCAUCUACGUCCCCCGCAAACUGCCAGGCACCAUCCGCUGCCCGGCCGACGCCAACCCACCCGUGACGUCGGUGAAGUGGGAGAAAGACGGCUACCCUCUGAGAGUGGAGAAGUACCCCGGUUGGAGCCUGACGCAGGACGGGAGUAUUCGAGUAGCCGAGGCCACAGAAGACUCCCUGGGCACCUACACCUGUGUGCCUUACAACGCCCUGGGUACCAUGGGCAUGUCCCCCCCUGCCACUCUGGUGCUAAAGGAUCCCCCUUACUUUAAUGUGAGGCCUGGGGGGGAGUACCGACAGGAGGCUGGCAGAGAGUUAGUAAUCCCGUGUGCUGCUUCUGGAGACCCCGAUAUUCCUAGCAUCACUUGGAGAAAGGUCGGGAAGCCGAGCCGGAGCAAGCACAACAUUCUCCCCAGCGGCAGCUUACAGUUCAUGUCGCUCAGCAAGGAGGACCAUGGAGAGUGGGAGUGCGUUGCUACCAACGUGGUCACAAGCAUCACUGCCAGCACCAGGAUCCUGGUCAUAGGCACCAGCCCACACGCUCCCGGCAACAUCCAUGUUGUGCCCUCGACCACCUCCGCUAAUGUGUCCUGGGAAGCGGGCUACGACGGCGGCUUCGAGCAGACAUUUUCUGUGUGGUAUGGUCCAGUGUCAAAGAGAGUGGACUUCGGUCCUCACGACUGGCAUUCGAUGCCGGUUUCUGGUGCUCAGACGUGGUUGUUGGUGCCAGGGCUGGAGCCUGGGACAGAGUACCAGUUCAGUGUGCUGGCACAGAACAAGCUGGGCACAGGCCCAUUCAGCGAAGUUGUGACAGUCAACACUGCAGGCUCUCCCCUGGGUACCCCAGAACCACUGGUGCUUCUUACCCCACCACGGUGCCUCACUGCCAACCGCACGCAGCACGGUGUCCUCCUCACCUGGCUCCCCCCGGGCAACCACUCCUCGCCCAUAAGCCGCUACAUCAUGGAGUUCCGCCUCGGGGAACGAUGGGAGACCCUGGACGACCUGAUCCCGUCCACCGAGACCGAAUUUGUCGCCAGGGAACUGGUUCAGGAGUCCUGGUACGAGUUUCGAGUGAUGGCAGUCAUGGAAGACCUGAUCAGCGAGAGCAGCAAUGUAGUGGGAGUGUCCAGCACGGAUCCCUUCCCCCCCGCAGAGGUGGCUGACGAGGGGCUGGCUCGGCCUGUGGUGGCGGGCGUGGUGGCAACUAUCUGUUUCCUGGCGGCAGCCGUGCUCUUCAGCACUCUGGCGGCUUGCUUCGUCAACAAGCAGCACCGGCGUAAGCUCAAGCGCAAACCUGAUCCUCCCUUGUCUGUGACACACUUCAGGAAGAGCGUGGAAUCACCGCCUCCUCUCACCCCCUUGCCAGGGGUAGAGCCCUGCUGGGACGAGCCUGCCAGGAGCACUUUCUUGCCCCCGCCCGCCAGCCCCCUGUUGUCAUCAGGGAAGAUAAGCCCGGAGAGCUCCCCGCUAUCUCGGCCACGCUCCAUUUCUUCCGAGGACUCCCAUGGUCCCGGGUUGUACGUCAGGAAGCUACCCAGCCCCCAGCGGGACAAGGACAAGGAGCUCUCCUUCUACAAGAAAACCAAGCGUGCCAUAGCCAGCAAGAAGUACAGCGUGUCCAAGCAUGAAGCGGAAGUCACCACGCCCAUCGAGCUGAUAUGCCGCGGGCCCGACGGCCGCUUCGUCAUGGAAACCAGUCCGCUGCAUCGCCGCAUCCAGGGCUUCCCUUUCGCUGAGGAGUCCGACCUGUACCCCGAGUUCCGACAGUCCGACGAGGAAAAUGAUUUCGACCCCGGGCCUCUGCCGCCCAUCAUGCCCACACUGCGACCCCAGCUCUCACCGACGUCCUCCAGCCUGGAGUCCACACAGCCCCCCACCUACAGCCCCCACCUGCACAGGGCCAUGGAAGGUAUGAGCUUUGCAGAGGGCAGUGCACUUCACGCCUCAGGGCAGGCACCAUCCGCCCGCUACAGGGGCUUCCCCCAAGGCCCCUUCUAUGGGUAUCUAGGCAGCCGCGUUGAAUCAGGGAUUCCACCACCAUUCUACAUGCCUGACAUCAGCCCGCAUAGCUCCGCUCUGUCCUCCCCCCCUGGCACCUCUGAGGGGCCCUUUGGCUACCCCUCCAUCCCCGAGGAGAGCGGAGAGAUGGAGCACCAUCAGUACACUGCCUCCGGCCAUUCUCUGUCUCACACUCACAGCCCUCCCCCUCACUCACCUGAUAGCUGGGAGCCUCAUGCGUUACCCUUCCUGGGUCUGGAGGGUCCGCGCUUCAUGUUCCCACCUCACCAUCCUUUACAUCAUCCUACGGACAUGCCCGACCCACCCUCGUACCCCUCUCACUCGCUCCCGCCCGGUCGCCUCCACCUCCCUCCCCUGACAGAUCCGACAAGCCCGAGACUCCUGCAGCUGGAGGUGCCUGUGGCUCCCCCAGGCAGAGACAGGCCCCCGGUUAGGCGUUUAGCUAUGCAACAGGCCCAAAGUCUCGGCCAGCUCAGACACACGGCCCACGGAGUGGGCGUACCAGUGUUGCCUUACCCUGACCCGACAGUCCGUGCAGGGAGCCCAAGCACAGCCCCCAGUAGUAGUCCCCAGUCCUGGCUCAGCCCGAGGGCGGAGCGCCGAGCAGACCCCGGCCUGCCCCCCUUAGUACUCCAACCGUCCCGCCUGUCCCCGCUCUCCCAAAGCCCCCUUAGCACCCAGCCAGGCUCUCCAGAUAUUCUCGUGCGUCCGCCUCCGCGUCCCGGCAUCCUCCGCACCUCUAGGUCUCUGGAGAUGCCCGAGCUCACCCUGCAGCCCUCGGCCAGCUUCUCCCGGAGGUCCUCCCUGACCACCUCUCCCACUCUGAGUCAGAGCGGCAAGCAGACCAGCCCCGGUUAUCCCUCCGCACACAUGUCCUAUGCCUCCACGGCAGCCAGUUACCCCUCGCAGUCCCCCUCUCCCCCGCCGGAGGGCAGGGAUGUUUUUGGGCAAAGGCCGUCCCAGAGAAGGACAGAGGAGGAGAUGCUACCCUCAGAGCCCUCCCAGCUCCAAAGAUCAGCCUCAGGGGACCCUCUAGGUGGGGCUGGUGAUGCUGCUGUUGGGUCUGAAAGUCUACCAGCACUGCUGCACCACUGUAUCACUAAAGCCAAGGGAGUGGCUACCAACAACAAUAACAACGCGACCUCCGCGAGGAGAACCGGUGUGGCCCCCUCUCAGACCCAGCAGCCAUGUCAGACACCCCACCAGGACGAGGUGCUCAGCAGAAUGAGGAAAAGGCAGACCAAGAACAACCCCUAUCUCUAUUUGACCUCCUUGCUGCAUCGCAGGCGCUCCGAGGACGACCAGACAGGCAUCCUCACCGGCGCUGACUUGGAGGGCCCCAAUUACGGGACCCUCCGCUGACCCAAGGGGUCAAGCCAUUGAACUCGACUUAAGGCCACCUCAGCCUGUCGUGCUCUACCCCUACCACACCCUGAUCUUAGUAUCCAGCUGAUAGCUUUCCUAUCAUCUCUAGAGCUGAUGGGGGUUUAAUGGAGGCAUCGACGUAAGUACAUGAACAAUCAGUUUGGCUUCCCUCCAUCUCACUUGAAAAGAUAUAUAAUGUAUAUAAAUAGUUAAAACAAGGGAGUGAAGUUCUGUUCUACAGUAAUAAAGACAUUUUUUCACUCACGCGGGAGGGGGCGGGCAGGGGUCCAUAUGUUUUUCCAGUGAUACAGUGUACUGUUAUGCCAGGUGUGUCCACUCACCGACUUUUCCUACAAUACAAAUAGUGUCAGUAUAUAAACACAGGGUUCUUACCACCAAAUAUACCUCAGAGUAAACGCAGAGUUUCUGUAAUUCUUGUGGUAUACUGUACGUACUUGACCUUUUUACAUAUGGAGAAAAAAAGACUAAGGUUUGGAUCAUGCGAUGAGCUCGGUUUUUUUUUUUCUGACACGUUAGCUAACGUUUGGUUAUCGUUAUUAGCUUGUGUUCAUUUAGCGGUACUAUCCACUGAGACUGUGUCUUAAUGUGUUGAUGUUAAGAUGUCGGACUCGCCUGGCGGUGGGUGGUUCUUAGACGAACAGGGUGUUCAAUCGUAAAAUGUUGCGUAGGGUGAAGUUCACUUGUGAUGCGUGGCACAUCUGGAGGUGCCUUUUUUUGCCUUUGCGCUUGUCUUUUUUCUAGCUUAAACUUGCCUUUUCCGUCGCCUUCCCACAUUAUUGUCAUUGGAGAGGGUGCUAAAACUACUGUUCUUCUGUUUUGCCAGAGAAGCAUGACUCCUGUUUUGUUUGUUGGCUUUUUAUAGUUUCAGCUUCCGAGUCGAUAUGAAACGCACAGGCCUGUCAAAAGGGAAAAAAAGGCAAAUAAAUAAACCAAUAAAUAAAAGUUCAUGCAGAGGGAAUAAAGGUGCUGCAUGUUAAAUAGGAACUUAGCAAGCAUAGGAUGCCUCAUAAAGCUGGAAAGUGCUAAAAGCAAUGAAUACGAUACAGCGGACCCUCAGGAGUCGAACGCAGUUGAAACUUCAGUUUAUUAUUAUUAUUUUCCCCGUAAGAAAUGAUUGAAGUGACAGUGGACAACUCCAACCUCCACAUCAAUCUUUUCACUACCUUAAUUCCCACAAAUAGUGGCACUUUUUCUAAUAGAAGCCAUGCCUCAAAUACUCACUUGAAUAAAAAAGUCAUCAACUUGAAUAAAAAAACACCACAACCCAAAUAUGCUACCAGGAAAUAAAAGUGUAAUAACCGUAAUUAUCUUAAUGCAUGGACGCUAUUGUUCACGCACAGACAAGCUUUGUCAUUUGCGAGCCAAAACAGCAGCACCUACCGAGCCACUCUGACAGAAGCCGUGCCUCAAAUUCUCACCGGCUGCGUCGUAAACUUGAACAAAUAAACGGCUUAUUGCAAAUAUCCCCCAAAUAACAAGUCUUAACUGUAAUUAUCUGAGCUCAUAGACGUGACGUUAUUAUUCACACACAUUCAAGACUUCACUAGAUCUUAGUGACGUAGGGAUGGCGUCUUAAAUGACGAGCAGCAUUCCAGUGGACGCUGAACUGUGGUCACUCCACAAGCUUGUGUGCAUCCAUGUUUAUCAGAAUCAUCUUUAUUUGCCAAGUAUGUCCAAAACACACAAGGAAUUUGUCUCCGGUAGUUGGAGCCGCUCUAGUACAACAGACAGUCAAUUUACAGAACACUGUGCCCCUGUAAAUACAGUUGUAAUAAUAGAAGCGAGCUGGAUGGUGGUUCGCUAGCAGCUAAUGUUAGCAGUGAACUCCAUUGCCUGAAGUUCACUGUCUCUUCAGCCUCACAAUCUUCAUUAUGCUCACUCAAUUUUGGCUAAGAUGGUGAUCUAUGAUAUGACAAUGACAAUGAAGUUUUUAUGCAACUUAAUGUCAACUUUAUGUUUUCCCCAAAAUUGAAUUACAAAUUGAACAACCAUUGCAUUCAGAUUUUGAAGCAUCGCUUAAAUCCUUUCUCGGGGUUGAACUGUUCACUAUCAUAAAUUGUCUAAUAUUUUAAGUCACAUUUAAGUUAAAUGAAUCAUUAUUACCUGUGUAAUGGUACGACAAAAAUUUCAGUCUCGUACCUUGGUUUUUAGGUCACGGUUCGUUUCACAUUGGGUACAGAAAGGGAACAAAAUGUAAAAUUAUGCAAAUAUUUUGCAUAAAUAGGAACAAAUCCAAUCAAGGAAAAACAAACUGCUAGCAGUAAAUUCUUAGAGAGAAAAAUAUUUUAAAAAUCUAUACAAUACAAUAAGAGUAAAUAUUGGAAAAUGUAUAGGAGCUAAAUAUUUUCUUUUUAGGAAAGUGCAACAUCAAUUUUGUCUUCUUUUUUAGGAAAUUAAUAAUGCACACAAGUGUGACAGUAACAGUGACAAUCUGGCUUGAUCUGUUUAAAUGCCUCUAGGAUUUACAUUUAUACCGUGAUUCCCCCCCCCCCCCAUCCCCCCCAUGCUGCAUUGAUAUUCACUUUGAUGUGAUGCAAUUAUAAAUGAUUGAACAAUUUUUUUGUAUUGCAUAUCAUUAGCCACGACGGCCGCUAUCCAGUGGCUAAGUCGCACUGUAUUUGUUCAAAAGUAGAAAGUUACACUUCUUUUCCCUUACCUAAUAUGAUCCAUGUGGGAACUUGGUACAACGAUACCAAAAAGGCAGAAUACGAAUACAUGUAUCGUUACCAGUAUAUUUGCUGAGUACCGCCUUUGGUGCUUUUUUUCAUUCUUAGUUCUAUUAUGACUAUUGACAUUUGUCUCUUUGGUUUACGGAUAGCCACAAAAAGGCCAAAGAAAAUGUAAAAAAAAAAAAAAAAAAAAAUCAACGAAUUUGACAUUCGUCUGAAUCCCGAGGGUCCACUGUACUGAACCACAACCAACACAGCGACUGUUUAACAAGUGUAUAUUACUUUCUAGCUUCUGUAUGUUUGUUGAUUUCUGACACUAGCCGAUAAUGAAUGUAUGUUUUCCGCUGUACAGGAAAUGAAUGUCCCAAUGUCGCAGUGCAUUGAAUGAUUGCUGACGUUUUUUUUAGGUGCGACCUGCACCUAGGCCAAAUUGUUCAGUACUGUUAGGCCAGGCCCCUUUACAAGAUCUGUUUUGUUUUAAAAGCUUAUUCAAUCAUGCAAAUAUGACAAGGAAUUUGAUACAGAUUAGAAGUCAAAAGUUGAUGGCUGCCUGAAAGUGAGUGUCCACACAAAUCGGUACAAGAGACAGUGAUUUAAGAAGAACAAAAAAAAAGAUCUAUAUUUGUUAUGUACUGUACAUGUAUCGUAUUUGUAGAGAGAAACCGCGUUUUACGGAAAUAACUUCUUGUAAUGAGGAUGUACAAAAAUGACGGGAGACGUAGAGAGAAAUUAGAUUAUAUAUCUAUAUAUUACACAAAAGUAUUUGCUUAUAGUACGGCUUUAAGUGGAAACAUUUUAAGGUGCCUCGUUUGUCAUGCUUUUAGCGCACAUGGUUUUACCCCCAGAGGAGUGAACCUAAUAAUGUUAGCAGCGUAUGAUGUAUCGCUUCUGCUUGUAUAUUUUAUCCUGUGAAAAUUUUAAGCUUUAGACGCAGACUUCUAUAGCCUCUUUCAUGCAGACACCCUGCAAAAUUCCUGCAUCAGAGGCGUGACAGUAGGGCUAGUUAAUAUGGCCUUAAAAUAACAUCUCCCCCCCAAAUUGCCCAAAAACCUGAUUUCCGAUUUUAAUGCUUAAUGGUUUUUUUCCCUUGCUUCAUUUCUCCUGAUACGAAACAAGCUUUUGAACGUUUUUUUCCCCCCAGCAAUUAUUUUUUUCCCCCCAGCAAUUAUUUUUUUCCCCAGCAUUAACUUGCAUCAACUUCCACAGAAAUAAUACAAACCUCAAUUCCCAUGAAGUUGGGACAUUGUGUAAAGCGUAAAUAAAAACAGAAUACAAUGUUUUCCAAAUCGCUUUCAACCUAUAUUCAAAGACAAGAUGUUUAAUGUUCAAACUGAUUAACGUUGUUGUUUUUUGCAAAUAUUCUCUCAUUUUGAAUUUGAUCCCUGCAACACAUUCUCAAAAAGCUAGAACAGGGACAUCAAAAGACUGGGCUCAAAAACACCUGUUAGGAUCAUUCCACAGGUUAAUUGGAAACAGGUGAGUGUCAUGAUUGGGUAUAGAAGGAGCAUCCCUGAAAGGCUCAGUUGUUAACAAUCAAGAAUAGGGAGAGGUUCACCACUCUGCGUGAGCAAAUAGUCCAACAGUUUAAGAAUGUUUCUCAACGUACAAUUGCAAGCACUUUACGAAUUUCAUCAUCUCUGUUCCAUGAUAUCGUCAAAAGAUUCAGAGAACCUAGAGAAAACUCUGCACGUAACUGGGAAGGCCAAAAACUAACAUUGAAUGCCCGUGACCUUUGAUCCCUCAGCAUCAUUACCACAGUUUGUCGCUACAUCAACAAAUGCAAGUUAAAACUCUACCAUGCAAAGUGAAACCCAUAAAUUAAUAACACACAGAAACACGGCCGGCUUCUCUGGACCCGUGCUCAUCUGAGAUGGACUGACGCAAAGUGGAAAAGUGUGCUGUGGUCUGAGGAAUCUACAUUUCAAAUUGUUUUUGGAAAUCAUGGAGGUCGAGUCCUACGUGCCAAACAGGAAAAGGACCAUCCGGAUUGUUUUCAGCGCAAAGUUCAAAAGCCAGCAUCUGUGAUGGAAUGGGGUUGUGUUAGUGCCCAUGGCAUGGGUAACUUGCGCAUCUCUUAAGGCACCAUUAUUCCUGAAAGUUACAUACUGUACAGGUUUUGGAUCAACAAAUGCUGCCAUCCAAGCAACGCCUUCUUCAGUGACGUCCCUACUUAUAUCCCUGCAAGAUAAUGCCAAGCCACAUUCUGGAUGUGUUACAACAGCAUGGCAUGGUAGUAAAAGAGUGAGAGUACUUGACUGGCCUGCCAGCAGUCCCGGCCUCUCUCCCAUUGAAAAUAUGUGGCGCGUUAAGUGCAAAUAUGACAAUGGAGACCCCGGACUAUUGAGCAACUGAAAUUUACAUCAAUCAAGAAUGAGAAAGAAUUCCAUCAAAAAAGCUUCAACAAUUAGUGUCCUCAGUUCCCAAACGCUUAUCGUGUUGUUAAAAGAAAUGGUGAUGUAACACAGUGGUAAACAUGCCCCUCUCCCAGCUUUUUGGAACAUGUUGCAGGCAUCAAAUUAAAAAUUUGUGAAUAUUUGCAUGCCCUGCGAUUGGCUGGCGGCCAGUUCAGGGUGUACCCCUGCCUCUCGCCGAAGAUAGCUGGGAUAGGCUCCAGCACGCCCCCGACCCUUUUGAGGAUAAGCGGUACAGAAAAUGGAUGGAUGGAUGAAUAUUUGCACCAAAAAAAAGUUUAUCAGUUUGAACAUUAAAUAUGUUGUCUUUGUAGUGUAUUCAGUUGACUAUAGGUUGAAAACUAUUUACAAAUUAUUGCAUUCUGUUUUACUGUACCUUUUUUUUUUUCUUUACCUUUUACACAACGUCCAGACUUCAUUGGAAUUGGGGUUUGUAGAAAUAUUUUUUUCUUUACAGAUACUGUAAUAACAAAAUAAGUGCUUCCUCUCAAAAUAUGCAUGUAAACGUUACUUAAUAAAUUCUGAUUUUUAAUUUUCGACAAUUUAAUGGCAUAAAAUAAGCCAUCAAACUGCAUGACUUGGCUGGUGCUUAUGUAAGAGUACUGCUCUCUCGUGGUCUUUUCUCAAGUAGAAAUGUGCAUGUGAGGCAAGGUGACCGUGGCAAAACAUUUGUGACAAAAGCUGAAAGUGUCAAUUGUUUCUAAGAUGUCGAUAGAUCACUGCUUUUGCAACGUAUAAAUGGGCUUGGGUAAAAUAUCAAUGCGAGUGACAACAUGAUUUCCUUCCACCGGAUCUCUUGUCAUACACAAAACAAUGUCAAAAAGAUUCCGCUCAUGGUGUCUGUUUCUUAGCAGUAUUUCCGGUAUUUCCCCCAACCUUUAUUGAGCUAUGGCACAUAUUUUUCAUUAGAAAAAUCUCACAGCACACGGCCAAACAAAAAUGUCACAAGUACAGCAUAUACUGUUACUGAAGUAAUGAUGAUGCCGCCUCAGUUUACUCACAAAUAUACUCAGUGUUAAAUUUGGGACUGAAGCUAUUGUUCUGUUGUAGAAAAAGGCUACUGGGGGAUACACACGUUACCGUUAUUUCUCAUGUAUAAUACGCAUUUUUUUCAUUAAAAAAAAAGUAUCUUCUAAAGUCGAUAGAGGGAAAAGGAAAAUGGAAAAAAAUAACAUUGUAUAAACGUAUAUCAGUACCUAGGGGUUGUGAAAAAGGUGUACUUUCAUUCCAGUAUGAUAUAUAAUAUCUAAUGUUACAAACAUGUAAUAUGGUAAAUUUUCAUUGCUUACCCAAGAAUCAUGACGUUUUUGUUGGCGCCGUUGUUUUGCCACAGCGUCUGUCCGUUGAUGGCAUGGGAUUUUACCAUCUCUACUAGACAGCAGAUUUAUUUCUUGUACCGCCACUUCACGGAGCACAUCUCCCAAGUUAAAAAAUGUCAAGGAAACGGAUGAGUUGCUCUGUUGCUUUUAAGAAGAAAGUGAUCACUUUUGCUGUCAGGAGGGAACCUUGAUGUAGCUCAGUAGUUCUAUAUAAAGUUAAUGAAAAAUUAUGGAGGAAAUGCAAAGAAAAGCUCCUACCCGGUAAAACUGUACUCUUUUCAACAGUAUUAUUCAAAUUUUGUACUUACCGCAUCAGUGAGCAUUGAUUUGAGUCGAUCACUGUCUUCGUUUUUUGCUAAUGUGAGAAUUCGAGUGGAAAUGCAUGGUGAGGAAGUGACAUAAACGUCAGCGCAUGCACACAGAGCAGAACAUUUCUUUGAAAAACCUAAUCAAAUAUGGAUAAUAUUGGAUGUUUUGAGCAUGUAUACCAGCAAAUCCAUUCGACGUAUUUUACUUGGGGGUGCGUAUUAUACUCGACAGCGUCUUAUACACGAGAAAUUAUGGUAAUUGUACCGUCUGCUAUCUAGUGGAAGUACAUUUAAUUGUUCUGCCUGUCACUGUACGUCGCUGGCAUAGAUAGAUGAACAAAGAUUUUAUUUUAAUCGUCCUGAUAAAUAAAUACAUUCAAAUUCACCCAGCUCUACGUGACAGUAGAUCAGGAUAUUGUUUGUGUAAAAAAAAAAAAAAAAAAAAAACUUGUCAGACAACGCCAUAGCUUCCGACACAACAAGGCGAGAGAACAAAGUGCUCCUGGAAAACCCUUACACGCAGAUGGGGUGCCACCUGUGUUACGGCUCCGAUACUACCUCCGAAGCCGAGAAAUCACCAGGUCGUCUCCAUUUAUAGAUACAGCAUUAAAAAGGGACUUCUAAGACCCGACCAGCCAUUUAAAGCUACCAAACAAAUGUUAGCUCCCGGGCUGAAGCGUUGUGCAUUACGUAGCAUUUACGAGCGUGUUAGCGGCUUCUCAGCAUUAUGACUUGGUGCUACGUUCAAAACUGUGGUGCUGUAGAGUAGAAAAUACAACCUCUUUAUUGAUUUUUUUAUUUUUAUUUUUUUAUUUUUAUUUUAUUUUAUUUAUUUUUUUGGGUGGUGGGGCAGGGGAUAGCCCAGCUAAAACUAGGGCCGUCUCUCUUAUCAUGACCCUGUUGACUACAAUGGUGGUGAUAGACCAUACUGGAAAAAAUAGUUGUGUACUCUAAGGUAAGCUUGGAAAAUAACAAUUAGUUUUGUGACCUUCAAAUGACCAUGUGAUUACCUGCUUCUAUAGCAUGUGUGUGGGUGUGUGUGUGUGUCUGUCUGUCUGUGCUUCCAAGGUACCCUCUCAAAACAAGUACUGCUGAUAUUCAGAGUGUGAACUCCGCCUAAAUGAGUGGAAUCACCCGUAGGUCCACCAUCUCGAUUUUGCAGCUCUGUUUUUUUGUCUCAAGCACACCUCUGCAGGGGCGUCUCUCACCACACCUCCACCACCACAUGGAACGUUUUCACACUGACGUCACACCACUUCCUCACUUUCGCAACUGCAGCUUUUGCCAAGCUUUCUUCUUCGGCGAAUCAUUAUGUGCGUCAGAAAGAAAGAGUUCUUGGUUCACAAUUAUCUGUCAUUGUUUUAAUUGAAAUUGUAUGUAUCAAAACUACUAGUGGUAUCUGUACUCGGUAUCGGUGAGUACUCAAGAGUGAAUAAUAAAAAAAAAAAAAGUGGUAUUGAACAUCCCUAAAAAUAGCAAUUACAAUAGACUAGCAUUAUGUACCGCCGUUUUGGGACCAAAAUUAUAAUGGGAAACAGUUUUGCAAGACUGUGGUAAGCCUUUCCAAACUUUUUAAGCCACGCAUCCUCUUCGCCACCCCAACAGAGGUGAUGCGUCCCCUCUCCUUGGUCAUACGUUUCCUUUCAUCAUCAGCCUGAAGUAAAGGUAACUCCAGGAGUUACAGUGGUGUGACGUCAUGGUGCAAAAGGUCGAGUAUUCCUUGGAGUGCUGGACAGUUUAGCCACAUUUUUCCUUGGAAAGCUCACACAUCCCCUACUUUUAGGAACGGGUGUUGUCUUCCGUGAUAAUUUUUUUCCCCCUUGUUUUCUCAAAAAACAAAAAAAAACAAAAAAACAAAAACGUACAGUGUUAAAGAGGGCUGCUUUGGACGUACUGUUAGCUCCGUUUUUUUGUUUUUGGUCACAGCAUUUCUGCUUCACGAGCUCCUGUCGGGGUGAUACUUUAACAAUUCUUUUUAUUGUAUUAAUCUUGCAUGUAGAGUCAAUACAAACAUUUAACAGUCAUUCACAGACAUCUGAGCUGGUUGUUAAUGGACAGAAACCUAGAGUAAUAUGUAAUAUUUUCUAUAUUCUCUGUUUUUUCAUGUGUACCUGCACUGAGGAACUAGAAUGUAUUAUUAUUAUUAUUAUUAUUAUUAUUAUUAUUAUUGUAGGCUACAAUACAAAAAGCACUACAUUGUUAACUGUUUUAGCGUAAAUUGCUCAUAAUCAAGCAAGCAAGCCACGUAGUGCUUCAAAGGAAACAAAGUGUAUUUUUUCCAUUCUCCAUCCAUCCAUCCACUCGACUCUGUGCUGUACAUCACAUGUUUACAUUCUGUGUUUGGGUGCAAAAUUCACAUUUGUAAAUAUCUCAGUGCAACAAACUAGUUCAUUUACUCUUUUGUUAUUCCGUCCUGUCAUCAGGUUUAACAUGGACACAUUGUGAGCAAUUAACUCAUACUGUAUGGUGCUGUACCAAAGCCUUAUGUAUGAUGUUUGUAUUACUUUUCUCACCGCUGUCAAGUGGCAUCUGUAAAGUAAUUUUCUUUUGUGUGUGUGUGUGGGUGUGUGUGAAGGAAACAGACACAAGCUACAAUGUAAAAAAAAUAAAAUCACACUGGCCAGGUUUAAACACUGGCCUUUUUAAGGGGAGAAAAAGCGCCACAGGCGGUGGUUACGGCGGCUUGAGCGCAUCAUCUCAGCUCUUCCUCGCCACAUGCAGUGCGCCUGCGAGAAUAUGAACGCAUUCAUGUCACCAUAUCACGUCCAACGCUUAGUCCCAUAAGGAAUUUUUCUUGCAAAUUUUUGUAUUUUGAUAUAAUAAAAAAGACAAAAGAGGUC